AUGCCGGCCACGUCUCGCUCGUCUCAUCCACCACCAGCUCGCUCGCUUCCUUCCAUCACAAUCUUCAGUCAUCCCGCCGCCCGCCUCAUCAAGACCAUCCCGCAGCUACACCCUCCCAAUCGCGUCAACGCAUAUGUUCCUGUCGAUACCUUGGGCGUUGGGCGCACGUCAACCACCGAUGUCGUGCUGACAGAUGUCUACGGUCCUCUCUCCCUCCUCGUCGUCCCUGAUCCACUGAAUCCUACCAUUGCUACCCUCGUGAUCUCCGUCGACAUACAAGACGCCAGUCUCCAAGGUGCAGCUCGACGCUUCGUCCUACCUUUCCGCUCUUUUCAGCGUGACACUGUCACCGGAGAGCUAGUGUCGCAUUCCCAAAUCAACGGCUUCGAUGCAGCAAACCGUACCAUCUUUCCUGGUCUCGGUGCUGGUCUCAAAGGCCUUGAUGGCGGGAGCUUCUGGUUCUUCGAAGAUGUCGGAGAGCAAGGCGCUUUAGACCGUUUCCGGUGGGAGAAGCACAACGUGGCUCGUCGCGCUAUAUGGACUGUCUGGCUCAUCAGCACACCUGCACCUGUCGUGCUUCAUGUGCAACACCUGCUUCAGUCUUAUCCCGCUCCUGUCCCUCCUUUGCCACCCUGGCUUCAGCAACAUAAUGGAUAUCCUUGGCAGGACAAUUACUUGCAGCGAUCGCUAUCGCCAGCUGCCUCGACAGAAAUCAGUCAGCCGCAAGAAAUUUCAUCGAUCCAAGACGAUUUCGUCGACACCUCCAUUUCGCCCUCUGCGCCUGCCCCUCGGCUAUCCCCGCAGUCCGAUCUUCACGCCCCACUCGAACCUCAACAGCUCCGGGCGGAUUCUUCACAGUUGUCAGAAUCCGCAGCUACGAACCAACAACCCGCCGCCCACGUCGUUUCUGUGGUCGCAGAGAGGCCUACUGCUGUGCAGACUCAUUCUCAAGACAGUCCAGCUGCCCCCGUCGGUAGCAAGGCAGAAAGCUCAUCUGCGCACCCGCACCCUGCACUAAACCUCUCCGUCCGCUCCAAACACCUUCGCGAUGGAUCUUCCUCUGUCACGAUUGGUGACACACCCGAAGUUAUCCUGCGCAAGCCCGGUCGCGCUUCCGCCCGUCCCGAGUAUAGAAACAGCUUAGUCGCUGUAGACAACCUCACUGGUCAGAUCGUUGGUAUUCUGGCCGCGGAUAUCGAUCUCGGCGGAUCACCAUCCUCAUCUCCAUCAGCCCUCCAAAGAAUUCAUUCAGGUAGCAGUCAUGACUCGGCCGAUGCCGAUGUCGAUGCAGAUGACGAAGCCAAGACGCCUAUGGACGAGCACACUAGCAUCUGGCAGCACAAGGCUUCUCACGAGGCCGUUGGCUUUCGCUCUUCACCACCUGCUGUCCUGGAAGACGACGCCCUCUCUACCCCUCGAGCCAGCACCGUGGUUCGUCGUGCUGUCUCUAUCUAUCAUGAUCCAGACGCCAAGCGCAAUCCUUCCCGCCCACCAUCCGUUCUUGCUAUCGAGACCUUUAGCCCGCCGCCCCUUCCACCAAAGUCGCCAACUGAUCCACAAGCUCUCGAGACUAGCGCCAUUGCUCCCCCCUCGUGCCGCACCAGCACCGCAUCGGCUGUCUUCUUCACUGCAGAGUCCGAUACCGAUGCCAUGUCCAGCUACGAUUCGGACGCACUCGAAAUCGAUGCGCGCACCAUCACCCAUCAAAACCUCCCAGUCAGAUCCACUUCGAUUCGAGCUAGAGGUGCUGCCGCUGAUGUCGAACCUCACCGUCCAGAGCUUCUUUACGACCCUUACGCACAUGAUGACACUGCUUCAGAUGCGAGCGGAAGUACAGUCGGCGGCCCCGCCAUGCGGGUUUGGCGUAAAGCAAGAGGCAAGCCCAAAAAGAAGCCGGCUCCUAAAGCCAGCGCUGCUCGAUCCAGACCCGUAAUCAAGUCGCGCCAAGCCAGUGACAUCUCGGAUCACACCAGCAAGGCCGAGACCGCCCUGGAAGCAUUUUCAGAAGACGACAACGACGGCAUCCACGAAAGCCAAGAAAAGGUGCUUGUCUCCGAGCAAGGAGGCGCUUCAUUGACAUCAUCCCCGCAUCAAUACGAAGCGAAGCCUUUGCCAAACCCAGAGACGCAGCCUGGCCUUCAUCUUGCACGCGCGCAGUUGCACACAGACGAGAUCAGGUCCGUCGAGGAUCGAAUUUGGCGGGAGGCUCUCGAGUCCGACCAACUGCCCAUCGAUGCUCCUUACACGCACCUGGCCGCUCGUGGAGAAGCUGGCUUCUAUCCAUCCUCGAUCCUAUCCAGUCCAAGAUCUGUUGCCGAUGGCUCUGCGAUUGAGCUAUUCUCGAUCGAAGAAAAGGCUCGGCAGGUUCAGAGAGCCAAAUGGAAGCAACAACAGCAAAACCUGCGCGCGGAAAAGAUCAAGAACAUGCAGGGCGGAACCGUGCUCAUCGAAUUCCUUGCAGGCUCGAGUCGUAUUGGUGCUAGCCUCAUUGGCAGCGCUGGUAUCGAUGUCAACAGCCAUCUUGUUGACCCUUGUGUCGCAGAGUCUAACACUGAAGACUCAUCAAGCGCCGUUAGUCUGGCAUCCAACGUCUUGGGUUACGUCCCUUUGCUCCCGCAGCAUCUGCUGUCUUUCUUCGGUCUGUCGUCAGGCCGUGGGGAGCCUGGUAACAUACAGAACGACGUGGUCUCCUCCGCCAUUGAAGUUCCGGUCGCAACUUGGUCUUCGUCGUACCUCUCGAAUCUCCGUCUUCCGACAAUCCCAGACUGGAUGACCAGUCUGUUCAGCUUCAACCCAUUCGCUGCGGCUAGCGCAACACAUGCGGAUGAGCAAGAAGCGGGCGAUCCGUCAAGAGCUGAAGAGUGGGAGUACGUUGUGCCGGAGUUCGAUCCCAAUUCCUUGUCGAGCACUCCUCGUCCCAUAUAUCGCCGAAAGCGUCCGGUUCCGUCGUUCGUGAACGGCUUCAACAUUGCUGCCCCUGCUAGCGCCGGUGCCGCAUCGUCUGCCACCGACGCAGUCGAGACAGUCAAGCAAGGGAAGGCCAGCACAGUAGCGAAACCUGCCAGCGCUGACGAGAAUCGCUACUCGAUCCUUCACUUUGACAGCUAUGGUGUUGGACGACGAGCCUUCCUCCGUGGAAUGCCCGAGGUCGACGGCGUAUGCUUCUAG
Sporisorium graminicola is the source of this 3168-nucleotide messenger RNA. RefSeq lists its product as uncharacterized. The record is from RefSeq and is a predicted model, not a curated record. Bases 1 to 3168 code for a protein of 1055 amino acids. The transcript has a single exon. Lineage: Eukaryota; Fungi; Basidiomycota; Ustilaginomycetes; Ustilaginales; Ustilaginaceae.